CGGUGAUACUCCAUAGUACCCGGUACAACCGUAAAUCGGUGUAGACAAGACCACCGGAGAGCAGUAUUCCCCAUGGCGACCACGGCGCUUCACCAAAACGCCGCCGACCAUAUGGCUGGUAGGCUCGGGUCGGGCAACAUGGAGCAGUACAUCGCCAUCAACGCCGGGUGCUCCGCAAUUAUCGCCGCUAUCGCAAAGACCGUCACCGCCAUCCACGGCCUCAUGCGCGAGGUUCGUGAAUCGCGCGCCGACCUCGAUCCCGUGUCCAGCGAACUCCAUUCCCUCAACGGCAUUCUCGAGAUUCUUAAGGACGAUGUCCCAUCCUUUCCUGAACAGUUGGCGCAACGAACUCCCGAAGUACUCAGCUACUGCCUCACCAUCAUCAACGAACUGCAGGGAUGCAUCUCCAUUCUAGACCGCGUGGGUCUCUCCAGGCAGGACAAGAAGUCGCGAUGGAUGGCCAGUAGGGGGCAUAUUGCCAAGUUGCGAUGGACGUUGGAGGUGUACAAGGCCAGCUUGGGACUGGCGGUCGAUCUAGUUGCGUUCAAACAACAAAGCGAACAGCAAAGUCCGGUUAGGGGAACUUUCAUGGAGGUUGCCUCUGUGGUAUCUGAUGGCAAGGACGAGUUAGCCGACGCACUAGCCCAGAUCAGCCGUGUUGCUGCUCGACUCGAAGACGAAGCCCGCCACAACGGCGCUGUUGCAAAGCUCCAACAUUAUCUCGAUGCGCUAUACGGAAAUGCUCUCGCCGCUGUCGACCGCGAGAUGGACCAUUUCGAAGGCCAGAGAAACAGUGCCCAUUCGGCCUCGACCGACAAGGCCCCUGAUAGCGCUAUCGAUUUGGACGAUGACGCCCACCCCUUUGUCCAUGCCAAAACAUCGGAUGUCCCGAUACCACAAACCUAUAUCAACAUGACACAGGACGAAUUCGACGAGAUGCUGGAUGAACUCAGAGAGAUGCCGGUUCGACCUCCGACACCACCGCUAAGGUCACCGAGGCGAUCUUCGUCGUCAGGUGCUUCCGUCACUCGCAGCGAAUACAAUUCUAGCACAUCCGACUCUUGUACCAGCAACCCGUAUCUUGAUGGCACAUUUCUGGAUGUCGAACCCCGAAACCAAAACCCGCAUCAUCGAACCCAAAGUGAAUCGGCGGCCGUCUCACCUCGUACAGUUCCGGUCAGUCACUUUCCGCAAAUGAGCGGCGGUCUUUCACCAGUCCCUUUGAAAGGCUUCAGCUUCAGCCGCCAACGCUCCCACUCAACGGCCAGCACCAGCUCCGCCAAAUCAUCCACCCCAUCCUUGUCGCUAGCCUUCGGCUUAAGUAGCACCCCCUUUGCUACGCCUUUCACCAUGGCCAUGCCUCCCACCCCUCCCACCCCCACUUCCAAAUCCCCAGCUCCCCAACCAGUCUCCAACAAACCUCCCUCUGGCGCCGUCUUCGGCGUCUCCCUCGCCGACUCCAUGUCUGUAGCCAAGGGUCUCGCCGGCACCCGCCACGACAGCGGCGGCUCCUCCACGCGUGACUACCCCCUUUGCAUCCUUCGCUGCGUCUACUUCAUCCAAGACCACGGGCUGCGCGCCCCGCAUAUUUUCGCGCAAGAAGGCGACCCCAAUCGCCUCCAGCGGCUCAAAACCAUCUUCAGCUCACCCGAGAACGGAUAUGGCAAGUUUAUGGAUUGGAACCAAUUCACCGUUUACGAAGCUGCCGACUUGAUUCUCUUGUUCCUCUCGGAGCUUCCCCAACCUUUAGUCCCGGAAUCGGUGGCAAAGCGGUGGAUCUCCAUGUCGCGGCAAGCAACCAUGUCUGGGUCUUCGGCGACCCGGUUGGAUAAGGGCAUUGAUUUAUGGGAGGAAGCAUUGCAGGGCAUUAAGGGGCCACACAGGAGCUUGUUCAAGCUGCUGCUGAAUUUGUGGGGUGAUGUGGCGAGUAACGUGAACUGGAACGAGAUGACGGCUGAGAGGUUGGCAGAGAAGAUAAUGCGUCCGCUGAUGCACCUACCGCAGAAGAGGUAUAGUACAGAUUACACACUUGCAUUGGCGUUUGUAAUGAGGAAGAGAAGCGAGUAUAAUGCGGGGUUUAGGGGGGAGAGAAGUCCGGCUGCUUUCUGAAGCUGAAUGGGACCAGGUAUCAACUGGGUAGGACUUGAUGGAAGUUGGAGGUGAUGCCCGCUUUGUCUUGGUCGGGAAAUUUUUCUGAUAUGUUUCCUUUUUGAUUUUUAGCAUGUUUUCAUCCUGUCGCUCGUUUGGAGCUGAAAUGAUACCCCGGAGAGAAUGUACCGCGUAGUAUAGUAUGAAAUAUCAACGAACACUUA
Messenger RNA from Neurospora tetrasperma FGSC 2508, 2312 nucleotides. RefSeq lists its product as uncharacterized. Bases 73 to 2109 code for a protein of 678 amino acids. NCBI's taxonomy places the organism in Eukaryota, Fungi, Ascomycota, Sordariomycetes, Sordariales, Sordariaceae. Gene Ontology annotation, molecular function: small GTPase binding; GTPase activator activity. Gene Ontology annotation, biological process: small GTPase-mediated signal transduction. The record is from RefSeq and is a predicted model, not a curated record. The transcript is spliced from 4 exons.